AUGUCAGUGUCCAGGGACCGGCGGCUGGUAGGUGAGGUCCAAACUCAGGUGGCUCCAGCCUGGGGGGAGGGCAGGUGCUGUGGCUGGUGCUGGUGUGUGGGAAGAAUAGGAGCCAGUAAAGCUUCUUCUAUUCCUAGCACUUUGUCUGAUGUCCGUGGAAAGACUUCUCGCUGGACGGAGCAGGAAGAGACGCAGAAGCAGGAAACAUGUGCAGGACAGGCUGUGGGUCCUGUCACUGCCCUGUCCCCUCCACACCACUCACCUUCAGACAGCUCCAGCUCCAGCUCGGCCAGCUUCUCCCGGACCUCCGCGGGCACACAGGCCCCCCCUGAGGUCCCCCCUCCAGACGACACCCCAGGCUCCACCAUCACGCCCUGGGCCCGCUCUGCCAUGCUCCUCCGAAUUUCCAAAUCCUCCGAGACCCAGGGAGGAGCAGAGGGUGCGCAGACCGGUGGACCGUCCCUCUCCUCGGGGCUUCAGGGAGAUGCUUCCGACGGCAUUGGAGACGACCGGUCCAAACUGGCUUCUCAAAAUUACUGGAAAUUCCUGGUCCACCUUGCUGUCCUCAGCGUGGCCCUAUGA
Molecule: messenger RNA, 582 nt
Organism: Knipowitschia caucasica
Lineage: Eukaryota; Metazoa; Chordata; Actinopteri; Gobiiformes; Gobiidae
Source: the annotation of a GenBank genome assembly